Molecule: messenger RNA, 2301 nt
Organism: Parastagonospora nodorum SN15
Lineage: Eukaryota; Fungi; Ascomycota; Dothideomycetes; Pleosporales; Phaeosphaeriaceae
Exons: 2
Coding region: 1-2301 (766 amino acids)
Biological process (GO): double-strand break repair via nonhomologous end joining
Cellular component (GO): nucleus
Molecular function (GO): DNA-directed DNA polymerase activity; DNA binding
Source: RefSeq, a predicted model, not a curated record
AUGUCAGACAACGACAUCGCAUCGAAAGAAGCAUACUUCGAGGCACAGGCCUUGCUGGACCUGUCUGAUGAUGAGCGAGACUUCUCGAACAAUAGCCCUGGCGUGGUCGACCGCGCAUUGGAAGACUCAAAAGCAAUGCCUCCUCCUACUUCGGAUAAAGCAAGGAGCAGUUUCCUCGGGCCAACGCCCAAAGAGCGACGAGUUGCAUUCGAGGCGCAUACUACAAAGCAUCGCACAGUCACGCGAGAAUCAGGUCUUAAUCUGGUCCGGUCCUCCACUGCGCCUGAGGCGGAAUUAACAAAGAGUUUCCCCGUCACCAAGCCACGAAGUGGUGUAUCAGCCACCGUUGAAGGUACGAGCAAACUGAAGCGGGUUGCCUCACUUCCGGACAUGCCAGCCCUAGAUCAGACUCCCUUCUACAAGCAAAUCGGCACGAUACCUCGAGAGCUGAAGAACGGGAAGAAUGUCAAACCAGCAGGCAAUAUCAAACUUGAGCCGGAGCACAAGCAACUGCUCAAGGGCAAGAUUGUCUACUUCUAUCCCAACGAUGAUAUCAGCAUGGCACGGCGAACGCGCAUCCACAAGGUAAUUCAGCUCGGAGCUGCCUGGGUGAACCGGUGGAGGGACGAUGUCACCCACAUCAUGCUUGACGAUGCAAGCUAUACGUACAGCCAACUAUUGCGGCACCUUAACAAGGCUGGCUUCUCUUGCAUAGAGUUUGGCACACUUCUGGACCCUAAUGCUGUGAGGUUUGCGAUCAAAGGCGCGCCUGUGCGUAGUCAGUCCUUCCAAGCCGAAGAGCCGUCACAGCCGUCAGAUCCUUCGCAAGUCUCGCUGAAGAUCAAAUCUUCGAGACACCAGAUAGCGGCUCAAGGAACACAGAAGACAGACUCUCCACCAACAGAAGAGAGUAUACCGUCAUCGCGGCCAGCAGCAGAAGCACCUCCGAGCUCAUCGGAUAGCGAUAUCGUAGAGGACAGCUUCAUUGUACCCUCCUCAGACCCUGCGGAGCACAUACGCAAUGUCCCUAGUGCACCUGACCGUUUCAACGAUGCCUUGUCACAAGCUAUCAAAGAGACAAUGGCACUUGCCCACCUGCCUCUAGACGACGAAGACGCAGAUUCACCACCUCCGACCCCCGUAGAUGAGGACGACGACGAAGGUUCUGACGAAGAGCCUUCUGAGACGAAUCGAAAGUCUCGUAAAACGCCGGUCUUCGUUUCAAAAGCUUCUGCAUUGAGAGGCAAGGGGUUGAAUCUGAACACCUUCCAGUGUAUGGAUCCGGGCAGCAAUGGCUAUUCUUCUGACAACCCCAACGCCCGCACGAUACAGAUCUUGGAUGAAAUGUGCAAGCAUUACGACAAGAUGCAGGAUCAAUGGCGCACAAUAGCUUACCGCAAGGGUAUCACUACACUGAAGAAACAGACGACCAAGAUUGUCACGUCCAAACAAGCCGCUGCCUUGCCCUUCAUUGGACAGCGCCUCGCCGACAAGAUCGAAGAAAUUGUACUCACAGACCGUCUCCGCAAACUAGACAGUACUAAGGAUGACCCGCUCGACUCGGUCCUGCGCCUCUUUCUCGGUGUCUACGGCGCUGGUCUCGUCCAAGCCAACAAAUGGAUCCAAGCCGGCUACCGUACCCUCGAGGAUCUAGAAACCAAAGCCAAGCUGACAGACAGUCACAGAGUUGGAUUGGAGCACUACAACGACUUCAACACACGCAUCCCGCGCUCUGAAGUUGAAGCUCACGGCGCUGCUGUCAAAGCUGCGCUCGCCCAGAUCGAUCCAGAGUUCAGCGCAACAAUAAUGGGCAGUUAUCGCCGCGGUGCAAAUGACUCUGGCGAUAUCGAUAUGCUCAUAACAUGUCCCGGCGCCUCACUAUCUAUGCUGCGCACUGUCGUCUUCGAUUCCCUCGUUCCUCAGCUAUUCAGCGCCGGCUUCCUGAAAGCUUCACUGGCAACUUCACGCUCCAACGAUCCCACGGGUACCAAAUGGCACGGCGCGUCUUGCCUCCAGACGUCGAAAGUUUGGCGACGCAUGGAUUUGCUUCUUGUUCCAGAAGAAGAAAUGGGCGCGGCGCUCAUCUACUUCACUGGCAACGACAUCUUCAACAGGAGUAUAAGGUUGCUUGCGCGCAAGAAGAAUAUGCGACUAAAUCAGAAGGGGCUGUACAAGGAUGUCGAGAGAGGGCGACGAGGGGAGAAGUUGAACGAGGGUGUGCUUGUGGAGGGAAGGAGUGAGAAGAAGAUUUUUGAAGUCUUGGGCGUGCCGUGGAGGGAGCCGCAUGAGAGGAUCUGUUAG